Sphaeramia orbicularis (orbiculate cardinalfish) is the source of this 5191-nucleotide messenger RNA. RefSeq names its product collagen, type VI, alpha 1 (gene col6a1). Lineage: Eukaryota; Metazoa; Chordata; Actinopteri; Kurtiformes; Apogonidae. Bases 189 to 3227 code for a protein of 1012 amino acids. The transcript has 35 exons. The record is from RefSeq and is a predicted model, not a curated record.
UCUGCGCGCUCUGGGUCUCGCCUUGGAGAAACUACGGCGGAGCGCUGGAUCACCAGAACUUCGCCGAAUCUGCUUAGAGGUACCGGGGAUUGGUGCCGGAUUAUUUCGGCGUUUGUGGGGUUUUUUUUUUGGGUGUCUGGGGUUGUGUGUGUUUAAUUUUUUUUAUAUAGUUUUUUGGAAGUUUAAUCAUGGAGACUCUCAGACGUCUCCUUGCGCUGCUGUGCGUCGCCCUGGUUGCGGCGCAAACGCGGGUCCAAAGAUCCAGGUUUGCAGAAUGUCCUGUUGACCUUUUCUUCGUACUGGAUACAUCUGAGAGUGUCGCCCUCAGACAGAAACCUCCCAGCUUUUAUAUUGACCAGCUCAAAGACUUCACCAAGCUUUUUCUAGAUCAGCUGAGAGACAGCCGUCAUGAGUGCGACCGUUACCUGACGUGGAACUCAGGAGCGCUGCAUUACAGUGACGAAGUUAUCUUGGUGAGGGAGCUGCAAGAAAUGAACACUCAAAAGAAUGCACUGAAGAGUAGCAUCGAUGGCAUUACAUACAUCGGAAAAGGCACUUACACCGACUGUGCUAUUAAAAGGGGCAUCGCUGAGCUGCUCAUAGGGGGCUCACACUACCAUGAGAACAAGUACAUAGUGGUGGUGACCGAUGGACAUCCUCUGACCGGUUACAAGGAGCCAUGUGGAGGCGUGCAGGAGGCCGCAAACGAAGCCAGGCAGCACGGAGUCAAAGUGUUCGCUGUCGCCAUCUCACCUGACCAGGAGGACACCAGGCUGUCAGUCAUUGCCACCGACCACCACUACAGACAGAACUUCACAGCUGCAGACGACUCCAGAUCCUCCAACAUGGGAACCAUCACAACUAUCAUCGAUAUAAUCAAAAACGAGACAAAGGAUGUGUGCUGCUCAUUUGACUGCACUGCGCCGGGCGGUCCCAAAGGGCCAGAUGGAGACAUUGGCUCAAAGGGAGAAGAAGGUAGACCAGGAUUGCCAGGAGAGAAGGGAGAUGUUGGUGACAUGGGCAGCAUUGGAGAUCCUGGUCCUGUCGGUUACAGUGGAAUGAAGGGAGUCCGUGGUAACAAAGGAGAAAAGGGUGACAGAGGACUCAAAGGAUACAAGGGAGACAAAGGUCAAAGCGGAAGGGAUGGAAUCGAUGGACGCAAGGGUGAACCUGGUUUCCCUGGUCUUCCCGGCUGUAAAGGUGCUCCUGGAUCAGACGGUCUGCAGGGAGACGCGGGACCAAAGGGAGACCCUGGUCCUUAUGGACGAAAAGGAGACAAGGGUGAUCCUGGAAGAGACGGCUACCCAGGAAGACCUGGAAACUAUGGCCGUCUGGGACCUCAGGGUGACCCAGGCCCACCCGGAGCCAACGGGGACAAAGGAGAGCGUGGUGAUGAUGGAGCACCGGGACCAGACGGACCUCGAGGAGAGAGAGGACAAAAUGGAGAGAGGGGGGAGCAAGGAUCUCGGGGAAACAGAGGUCCUAGAGGAGACCCGGGGGAGCCUGGACCCCGUGGAGAGCAGGGGAGGGAGGGCUCAACCGGCCCCAACGGAGACCCUGGUGAGCCUGGCAAGCAGGGACCCCCUGGAUACAGAGGAGAUGAAGGUCCACUAGGACCAGAGGGAUCCAAAGGGCCGAGAGGAAUCAAAGGAGCUCCAGGAGACAGAGGCCCGAUAGGGGAGAGGGGAGAGGAUGGUGUCCGAGGAAAUGGAACUGUAGGUUGCCAUGGUUUCCAGGGUUAUCCUGGACCGCGCGGAGACCCCGGUGAGCCGGGUGGAAAGGGAACCCCUGGACCCAAAGGAGACGAUGGAGAGCCUGGAGAUCCCGGCGCUGAUAACGAUGAACCAGGGCCUCCAGGGCCUAAAGGGGCCAAAGGUCACAGAGGACCUGAGGGCAGACCGGGACCUCCUGGGCCUCCUGGACCAUCAGGAACUGAUGAAUGUGAAAUUCUGGAUAUCAUCAUGAAGCUCUGCUCCUGUUGUGAGUGUAAAUGUGCACCUAUGGACCUGGCCUUCGUUGUGGACAGCUCAGAGAGUAUUGGCUCCACCAACUUCGCUCUUGCCAAAGACUUUAUCAUCACUGUCAUUGACAGACUGGUGAGAGAUCAGCAAGUCAAGUUUGCAGGUAAUGAGUCCACGUUGUUUGUAGUCCAGUAUAGUGGAGGUGGAGCAGAAGCCAAAGAAGCCAUCCAACUGGGCGUCGACGCCAAAAACCUCACAGAGUUUAAACAGAUGGUGAAAAACAUGCGCUGGAUGGCUGAGGCAACGUAUACAGGAGAGGCCCUCGACUUCACUCUGAAAAAUACAAUCCGGUUGAUGAGGAAGGAGAAUAAAAUCGUUAUUGUUCUUACCGACGGACGCUCUGAUACUGACAGGGACACGACUCCCCUUAAUGUACUCUGCGGUGCAGAUGUCCGGGUGGGAGGUGUAGGCGUGAAAGAUUACUCAGGCCGUGUGCCGAACCUGGAGCAGCUGGAGGAUGUGGCUUGUCAGAGCAACGUCAGGAAACCCGGAUUUACCUUUGUUCGGGAGAACUUUGCUGAUCUGCUGGACGACGCUUUCCUGCAGAACCUGACAAACCAAAUCUGUCAAGAUAAGAAGUGUCCAGACUACAAAUGUCCCAUCACUUUCUCUCAAAGUAACGACAUCCUGGUGAUGAUGGACAGCUCUGCCAGCGUGGGCCUGAAGAACUUCGACACCACCAAGACCUUCGUCCACCGGUUGGCAGAACGUUUCCUGACUGCUGAGAAGCAGAGGGGCGCUGUUGUCCGGGUGGCGGUGGGCCAGUACAGCCGUUCUGCCAGCAUGGACCAAGGCCUCACCACCAAUCUGACCCUGCUGUCUCGUCAGAUCGGACAGGCGGCCUUCCAAAACGACGGCACCAAUGUGAUACAGGCCAUGGAGUUCGCCAUUAGCCGCUUACCAGGCCGUGGAGAUGCAUCUGGAAGCAAGAGGAAGGUGGUGCUGUUCUCCGACGGCCGGUCUCAGGACGUCACUGAGGCUUUGCUGGAGGACCAAGUUCGUAAGGUAGCAGAUGCCGGUUUGGAGCUGUUUGUCGUAGCUGUCGGCAGCCAAGUUAAUGAAGCCAACCUGCGUAUACUUGUGAGUAGGGGGCGGCGAGAUGACAUCUCCUACGCACAGCGCCACCUAUUCCGUGUCGCAGACUACACCUCUCUGCUCCGUGGGGUCUUCCACCAAACCGUGUCCCGCAGGGUGGCUAUGACCUGAAUUCAGGGCCCAGAACAACAGGACCAACACGCUUCAUAUUUUUAGUCCCAUUAUAAAUAAUCAGUCUCACUCAUUUACCAAACACUGUGUUCAAGUACUUUAAAAAAAAACAAAGUCAUAAACGACAAAUGAUUGUGUGGCAGGCAGAUGAUUGGUACCUUUUACCCUGAAUUAUGCCUCCCAGGCAGACCAGAAUGUGUACAGAUUCCCUGUUACAGAUUAAUAGACAAUAACCCUCAUUAUGGUGCUUAAGUAAAUCCGUUUCAGGCCCUGUACACACAAACAUAGAUAUUUUACAAUACAACUAUUUUCCUCUAGGUUGUGGCAUCUCAGAUCACUAAAACAGAUUUUUCUCUCAAAAAAAGACUUUUAAACUCUCCAUUUUAUAUGUAUCCAUGUAGAUGUAAAGCAAAGAUUUUAGGAUACAAUAACAGAGAUAACAGAGGCAAAGUGAGGAGACUCUAGUGCUUUUUUUUGAGUCCAACAUGGUGGAGGCGUAGAUCUGUUGCUGCCGAUGCUGCCAUGAAGCAAAUAAUCGACUCUUGGUCUUUAUCAGUUUAAGAUCUUUGACAGCAUUAAAAAGGCAACGAGAUUAAUAUAGGGAUGCUUUCAGUUUCUUUAUAAUCAGUUGGUGCCACCUGUUAGGAAUUUGGCAUUGUUUAAUUUCAUGUGACACAGAAUGACUCCACCUUUGCUAGAAACAAGCAUAUGAAGUAGUUUUUCCAUUUUCUUCUUGUAUGUAUGCAGAUAUAUCCAUGUUUAUAAAUAUUAGUGUGGACUCAGCCACAGAGGUUCUUUUGACAGUAUAAUGAAGUACAUUGCUGCCUGUGAGGCCAUGUUCAGGGUAAAAAGUCCCGGUAUUAAUCGCUUUGGUCCUGGAGAGCUUCAAUUUUUUUCACAUUUAAGGUCAUUUUUAGCUUUAAAACUUCUUCGGGCUGAUUUUCUCUCAGGUAUGGGGCAUUCCUUUGUGACUAUCAAGUAAUCUGGAUCCACGUAGUGAGUUUCUUUAACUGAAUGUGUGGGUUAAAAAUGGCUCAUUAAAGGCUUCAGUCUUAUGUGACUCCAGGACCAGAGCUCCCAUCCUUUGAAGAAUUGCAUUAAGGGUCUAAGGGGAUUUAUUUUUGUAGCUCUUAUGACUUUUUCAACUGGUGUCAGAUUCACAGUGUAGGUUCUUCCAUACGCUUUGAAUAAAAAGAGUCCUUGUGAAUUCAUAACACUCAGAUUCUUUAGCGAAUGUUGUAGGUAAAUUGUCAAAGGCUGAUUCCUCUUUGGUUAAUAACAACAUGCUUUGAAAAAUAUCCAAGCUGACACCACUUGAAAGCUCUAUUAGAUCACCAAACCUACGGCUGAAAACAGGACGUGACCCAUCAUCUCUUCACCUGGUACUAAUGAAGACAGAACAGCUGGAAUCAACAUGCACAAAUCAGAAUGUGUGUAUCUGCAUGGGAACCCCUGUGUGUACAUGUGUGCGGUUUGUAUGUAUAACAUUUACAUGUGUAUGGAGGUAAAUUUUUUUACGUGUAGCCUUGGGCGUUCCUUCCAUAAACAGUCCUGCCCAGGUCAGAGCUUUAAAUGACAGACUGACGGAAACCUGUUCUUCAUUGUAUGCGCACUAAAGAACGCCUCUGUCAAACACACACACAUACACACACAAACACCUUCGUACUUCAUCAGUGACGUAGGAAAACAUCUGUCGCAAAAGCUGGAAAAGAAACCUAACGGGACUCUCGCCAUGUGCCCUUCACACAGAAACCACAUGCCGUUUAGACCCCUUUAACUCGUCGUUCCACAUCUUCAUUUUUGUUGUUGUCAGUGAUCCAGAAUCACUGUACUGUUGUUAUUAUCUGUGGUGCUAUUAGUCCAAGUGUAUCAGCCUCUACAUGUGUUGCUAAAGAAGAUAUUUUUACCUGAGGAAACACACUUCAAUUGUAAGAGCCCCUUCAAUAAAGGUUGCUACACCAAAA